CAGCUACCAGAUUUCCUCUCACAUACCUGUAGUGUUCUUAGCAUGGUGACAAUUGGUUACAUUUAUAUUAUGCACAGUUUGUUUACUUGGAGAGAAACUACAGCUUCAAGAAGAAAUACUGUAAGGGUAUGUACUAAAAUAUGGGCACUGGGGCAUCUAAAAGGCAAACAGCUGAGAAGCAUAUCAUAAAAGCUACUGAAGAGAGGCCAUCUGUCAUACAAAAUGGUUCGGCAUCUACUCUCCCUGAUAACACUUCAAUUGGGAAGCAGAGGACUCAGUCAAAGGACGAGGAGAUAGCAGAAGACAUUGAACAGAUGGUACAAAGUGUUUGUAGGCCUGCAGAGAAUACAGAGGAAAAGUCUACGAUGCAGAGAACACUGGAAGCUGAAGAUGUGUCAAUGACCUUUGAGAGCUUUUUACACAAAAAUGGAACACUUUAUACAUGUUUCACUCAGAAUGGAACUAGACUGUACUUUGAUGAUGAAAAGGGCAUUGUGCCAUUUCCUGAAGAACUCUAUAGCCAAGGAAAAUUCAUUCACCAAGAAAAUGAGCCAGACAAGACACCUGGAAACAUCAAAGAAGACAAUAAUGGUUUUCCAAGCUACUUGGAAAGUGAACGUACCAGUUCAAUAUACAUACCUGGAAAAGGAAUGGUUAUGACUUACAUAUUUGAGGAAAGGACAAAUGUUUGCAAAUACUUUGACAGUGAUUCUGGUGCCUGGCUUAUUUUACCAAUGCUUUGGGAAAUGAACUUGGAUUUUAUCACACAGCGUGUGCAGCAAGUGAAGGAGGCAUUACCUUCCAUAAUGGACUAUAAAGAAAUCCUUGCUGCUCUUAGACUAAGUAAUUAUGAUCCUGAUGAAGUCAUUUCAGUGUUCUAUGCAAUAUUUGGCGAUAGCGUGGCUGAUACCAUAACCGGACAGGAAAAUGUUGAAUCAGUAGUUCUUACUCGGAAUUUAUAUGAAAAGGAAAAAGAGAUUGAAAAUGUAAGUAAAAAGUUGAAAGAACGAGAUCAAGAACUUGAAAGUUUGCGCUCAAAAUGUAAGUACCUUGAGGAAGAAAAAGAACACCUUAUUCAUCGGACUGAGAGUUUACAUGACAGAGUAGAACAGUUACAAGUUGAACACGAAAAGUGUCUAAAUGAAUUAUCUGCCCUGUCUGAAAUUCAGAGGGAAAAUGUACAAGCCCCAACUCCGAUUCAAAGCUCUAUACCGCUGAAAAUAGAAGUACUGAGAAAACUGCUACGAGAAGCUAGAGAUCUUAACUUUUACAACCACCAGUUACGAAUUGAUACAAAAAGCGACCUAUUAGACAUCGGACAGCACUUGACCCGUCUGCGGAGUACAAUGGAAAACAUGAAGAAAUCAAACCAUGAACUUGAGGAAAUCCGUGCCUUGUACCAGCGAGAAUCUCUAGAGCGGAAGUUACUGUAUAAUCAGCUUCAAGAACUUCGUGGAAACAUUCGCGUCUUUUGCCGGUGCAGGAGAGAUGAUGGAAAAGGAGAACAUCUAGAAUUUCCUUCUAAUGAAGAAAUCCUGGUUAAUCACAAUGGAAGCAAAAAGAAGUUCAGAUUUGACAAGGUGUUUGAACCACAAUGUACUCAGGAAGAUGUUUUUGAAGGAACUUUGCCUAUUAUAAGAUCCUGUGUGGAUGGCUAUAAUGUGUGUAUCCUGGCCUAUGGGCAAACAGGCUCUGGAAAGACUUACACCAUGAUGGGAAAUGAGGAAAAACCAGGAGUCAAUAUAAGGUCCAUCAGGGAGCUAUUGCGUAUUUGUCAAGGAAGAGAGAGAAUUAAAUAUACGAUAAAGAUUUCAAUGGUUGAGAUUUACAAUGAAACUGUAUGGGAUUUGCUCUCACAAAAUGGAAACACACAGCUGGAGAUCAGAUCACAGGGGAAACUUGUGACUCUGCUGGGGUUAACAGAAAUGGAGGUCUCUACAGAAGAUGACAUCAAAAAGACAAUGUCAUUUGGUGAAAAGAAUAGAACAGUUGCAUCAACCAAGAUGAAUACUGAAAGCUCCCGUUCUCAUCUGAUGGUGAUCAUGCGGGUAAACAGUGUUGACAGCAUUUCUGGUGUUGUGUCGUCAGCUACACUUACAUUGUGUGAUUUAGCUGGAUCAGAACGCAUUUCUAAAACAGAAGCUACAGGACAACGUUUGGUAGAGGCUGCGGCAAUCAAUAAAUCUUUGACUGCAUUAGGACAGGUGUUCGCAGCACUAAAGGGUAAUUCCCUGCAUGUCCCCUACAGGAACUCUAAACUUACCCAUCUCCUCCAGCCGUCACUCAGUGGUCAUGCAAAGGCAUGUGUUUUCGUGAAUAUUAGCCCUGAUAUAAAGGAUUUUGCAGAAACUUUAAGCUCGCUUCAGUUUGGUUCAUCAAUCCAGCAAAUAGCACUCGGCAAACCCAUGCAGAACUCCGUGAAGCCUGCUCACUGACGAGGAAAAGAGAAGUA
Spea bombifrons (plains spadefoot toad) is the source of this 2452-nucleotide messenger RNA. RefSeq names its product kinesin-like protein KIFC3. NCBI's taxonomy places the organism in Eukaryota, Metazoa, Chordata, Amphibia, Anura, Pelobatidae. Gene Ontology annotation, biological process: microtubule-based movement. Gene Ontology annotation, molecular function: microtubule motor activity; microtubule binding; ATP binding. Bases 141 to 2435 code for a protein of 764 amino acids. The transcript is spliced from 14 exons. The record is from RefSeq and is a predicted model, not a curated record.